CCACCACUCUGGCCACUGGCCAGCCAUUAUAAAUAUGGCCUGAUGAAUCUCAGAGUCUACCGUAGCUCAAAACACACAAACAAAAAACAAAAGCUUCCUUGCUUAGUUUUAUUUUAUCGCUUAUCAUCUCCACAAGCGUUUGCUAUAGCUAGAGCUUUCUUUGUUUGUUCUAGCGAUCACCAGUUAGUCUGUAUAGAAAAAAAAAUUGUUUCAUUUGUUAGCGAAACCGAAUACAAAGAGUUUUUGCAAUGGAUAGGGUGAGAGAUUUGGCAUCAACUAGGGCUGCAGUGAUCUUCACCAAGAGCUCAUGUUGCAUGUGCCAUAGCAUCAAAACACUUUUUUACGAACUUGGUGCAAGCCCAGCAAUUCACGAGCUCGAUCGUGAUGCCAAUGGGAGAGAAAUGGAGUGGGCUUUGAGAGGCCUGGGAUGUAACCCCACAGUCCCAGCUGUGUUCAUAGGUGGAAAAUAUGUAGGUUCAGCUAAAGAUGUCUUAUCCCUUCACUUGGAUGGCUCAUUGAAGCAAAAACUCAUCGAUGCUAAGGCAAUCUGGUUUUAGUACCUCUGAAACAGCUACAACAAUAAUACUACUUCAUGUUCAUGUUGUAGUAACUAUAAAUCCAGCUCCAACAUGAGUUGAAAACAAAUGCUGUAUUAAGGGCUUUGCUUUUUUCCUGGUUCCCUGACUACAUUGUAUGGAAAAUGUAAUACUCCAUAUACCAAAAAUAGACUUAAAGAGUUCCUCUAUGUAAUAACUACUUGUUAAUCUAGUGCAGCUUUUAAUUA
Messenger RNA from Manihot esculenta (cassava), 784 nucleotides. Its product is annotated as glutaredoxin-C11-like. NCBI's taxonomy places the organism in Eukaryota, Viridiplantae, Streptophyta, Magnoliopsida, Malpighiales, Euphorbiaceae. The coding region runs from base 249 to 557 and encodes 102 amino acids. The transcript has a single exon. The record is from RefSeq and is a predicted model, not a curated record.